This is a messenger RNA of Prorocentrum cordatum, 378 nucleotides long. The record is from the annotation of a GenBank genome assembly. NCBI's taxonomy places the organism in Eukaryota, Dinophyceae, Prorocentrales, Prorocentraceae.
GACAGCCUGGACGCACCCACCACCAUCGCCACGUGGCGGCGGAGGGAUCGGCCAGGUGGGUCGCUGGACCCGCUCGACCCUGCCGCGCACGAGGAGCUGAACUUGCUGCUUAAGGACAUCGGCAUGGACGGUGACGUGCCUGAGAUAGGCAGCCUGAUCUCCACCAACGGACUCUGUGACGACCCGCAGCCCGCGGGCCAGGAGAGGCUGGCCAGCGGCCGCAGCCCGCCCCGGGGCCAAUGCCCGGCGGACGCGGGCGGCCGCGGCUGGCCGCGUUGGGCGGCGAGCAGAGCAUGUUCCACGGGCUGCACAAGUGAGCCGCCGCCCCGCCCCGCCCGCCCGCCCGCGGUGGCGCCCUCCCCCACGGAGCCGCGGUAG